Athene cunicularia (burrowing owl) is the source of this 5175-nucleotide messenger RNA. It is a transcript of the gene HIP1, whose product is annotated as huntingtin interacting protein 1. Bases 1 to 3072 code for a protein of 1023 amino acids. The record is from RefSeq and is a predicted model, not a curated record. The transcript is spliced from 32 exons. Gene Ontology annotation, molecular function: phosphatidylinositol-3,4-bisphosphate binding; phosphatidylinositol-3,5-bisphosphate binding; clathrin-cargo adaptor activity. NCBI's taxonomy places the organism in Eukaryota, Metazoa, Chordata, Aves, Strigiformes, Strigidae. Gene Ontology annotation, biological process: actin filament organization; endocytosis; clathrin coat assembly. Gene Ontology annotation, cellular component: presynapse; actin cortical patch; extrinsic component of postsynaptic membrane.
AUGUGCCGGAGAGUGCUGGCUCCCCUGCGUCUGCAGGGCUUCGUUUCGAGCAGUUUUCCAGAGACUGUCAGCAUCAAUAAGGCUAUUAAUGCACAGGAAGUGGCUGUCAAGGAGAAACAUGCCAGAACAUGCAUCCUGGGCACGCAUCACGAGAAGGGGGCACAGACCUUCUGGUCAGUGGUGAACCGGCUGCCGCUGUCAGGCAAUGCUGUGCUCUGCUGGAAGUUCUGCCACGUCUUCCACAAACUCCUCCGGGACGGCCACUCAAACGUCCUGAAGGACUCCGUGAGAUACAAGAAUGAGCUGAGCGACAUGAGCAGGAUGUGGGGCCACCUCAGCGAGGGCUACGGACAGCUCUGCAGCAUCUACCUCAAACUGCUGAGAACCAAGAUGGAGUUUCACACCAAGAAUCCCCGCUUCCCUGGCAAUCUCCAGAUGUCCGACCGGCAGCUUGAUGAAGCAGGGGAGAACGACGUCAAUAAUUUUUUUCAGCUGACAGUGGAGAUGUUUGACUACCUGGAGUGUGAGCUGAACCUCUUCCAGACAGUGUUCAGUUCCCUGGACAUGUCACGCUCAGUGUCAGUGACGGCCGCGGGGCAGUGCCGCCUGGCCCCGCUCAUCCAGGUGAUCCUGGACUGCAGCCACCUCUACGACUACACUGUCAAGUUGCUCUUCAAGCUCCACUCCUGUCUGCCAGCAGACACGCUGCAGGGCCACCGGGAUCGCUUCCUGGAGCAGUUCAGAAAGCUGAAGGACCUCUUCUACCGCUCCAGCAACCUGCAGUACUUCAAGCGGCUGAUUCAGAUCCCGCAGCUGCCAGAGAACCCUCCCAAUUUCCUGCGCGCCUCUGCGCUGUCGGAGCACAUCAGCCCCGUGGUGGUCAUCCCUGCUGAGGCUUCCUCGCCCGACAGUGAGCCCAUCACCGACCUGGUAGAGAUGGACACGGCCUCACAGAGCCUGUUUGACAAUAAGUUUGAUGACAUCUUCGGCAGCUCUUUCAGCAGCGACCCCUUCAACUUCAACAGCCAGAAUGGGAUGAACAAGGACGAGAAGGACCGGUUAAUCGAGCAGCUUUACAGGGAGAUCUCAGCCCUGAAGGAGGAGCUGGAGAACUUCAAAGCCGAGAGUGCCCGGGGCAUGGUGCAGCUGCGCGGUCGCAGCAGCGAGCUGGAGGCCGAGCUGGCUGAGCAGCGGCACCUGAAGCAGCAAGCGCAGGACGAGAGCGAGUUCCUGCGUGCGGAGCUGGAGGAGCUGAAGAAGCAGCGGGAGGACACCGAGAAGGCACAGAGGAGCCUGACGGAGAUCGAAAGGCGGGCGCAGGCCAACGAGCAGCGCUACAGCAAGCUGAAGGAGAAGUACAGCGAGCUGGUGCAGAACCACGCUGACCUACUGCGGAAGAACGCGGAGGUGACCAAGCAGGUGACGGCAGCCAGGCAGGCCCAGGGGGACGUGGAGCGGGAGAAGAAGGAGCUGGAGGACUCCUUCCAGCGGGUGAGCGAGCAGGCUCAGAGGAAGUCCCAGGAGCAGGCAGAGGUGCUAGACACGCUGAAGCGGGAGCUGGCAGCCAGCAGACAGGAGCUGCAGGUCCUCCAGGGCACCCUGGAGUCCAGCACACAGGUGGGAGUGGAGCAGAGCACCCGGAUCACUGGCCUGGAGCAGGAGAGGGACAGGCUGAGCCAGGCAGCAGAGCGGCACGGGGAGGAGAUGGCUGCCCUGCAUGCUGAGCUGCAGCACCUGCGGGACACGCUCAGCCACGAGCGGGAGAGCAGCAAGGUGGAGCUGGAGACAUUGCAGACCCAGCUGAGAGACAAGGAGAGCAGGGAGCAGGCGCUGCAGCAGCGCCUGGCCGAGGAGCAGUUUGCCCUGCUGCAGGGCACCGCGCGAGAGGCAGAGAGGAUGGUGCGGGAUGCCCUCAGUCGCCUGGAGGAUCCCGCUCACAUCGGCUGCACUGGCUCGGCAGAUUACCUCCUGUCCAGGAUGCUGGCAGCCUCCGAGUGCGUGGAGCGGCUGCGGGAUGCUCAUGGCAAAUACCUUUCAAAUCGCGCAGCCGUGGGCUCCCUGCUGCCCUGCCUGGCCCUCUUCGCCCACCUCGUCAGCGACACCCUCCUGCAGGGCAGCGCUACCUCCCACGUGGCCCCCAUGGAGCCCGCUGACCGUCUGCUGGAGAUGUGCAGGCAGUGCGGCAGCGAGGCUGUGAGCUACCUCAGCGCCCUGCAGGACCCAGGGUCGGUGGAAGGUGCUGACUGCAGCCUGGUGAUGACCUGCCUGAGCCGCAUCAGCACCAUCGGGGAGGAGCUGCGGCCCAGAGGGCUGGACGUCAAGCAGGAGGAGCUGGGUGACCUGGUGGACAAGGAGAUGGCGGCAACAGCAGCAGCCAUUGAAACAGCGGCCGCCCGCAUUGAGGAGAUGUUGAGCAAGGCACGGGCUGGUGACACUGGGGUCAAACUGGAAGUGAACGAGAGGAUCCUGGGCUCCUGCACGGGCCUCAUGCAGGCCAUCCACAUCCUGGUCCUGGCCUCCAAAGACCUUCAGAAGGAGAUCGUGGAGAGUGGACGGGGUGCGGCAUCCCCCAAGGAGUUUUACGCCAAGAAUUCCCGCUGGACUGAGGGUCUUAUCUCUGCCUCCAAAGCUGUGGGCUGGGGUGCCACUGUCAUGGUCGACGCUGCCGACCUGGUGGUGCAAGGCAAAGGGACGUUUGAGGAGCUGAUGGUCUGUUCCCGGGAGAUCGCAGCCAGCACUGCCCAGCUGGUCGCAGCCUCCAAGGUGAAGGCAGACAAAGACAGCGCCAACCUUUGCAAACUCCAGCAAGCCUCCCGGGGUGUCAACCAGGCCACGGCCAGUGUGGUGGCCUCCACCAAGGCUGGGAAGUCGCAAGUGGAGGAGAAAGACAGCAUGGACUUCUCCAGCAUGACACUCACCCAGAUAAAGCGUCAAGAGAUGGACUCACAGGUGCGGGUGCUGGAGCUGGAAAACCAGCUGCAGAAGGAGCGGCAGAAGCUGGGGGAGCUGCGCAAGAAGCACUAUGAGCUGGCAGGAGUGGCAGAGGGCUGGGAGGAGGACGCUGCAGAUUAACUCCCAUGGUGGAAGCAGCCUACAGGGGACACCCCCGCGGUGGGCUGAGACAUUGCUUGAUGCAGCCUUUUGGGAAGAUCCACAACAAACUGGUGCAGAAGCCACCCUGAAGCACACGUCCUCCGCGUCCCCCCGCCAAGAGCUGCCUCCAGCGCCAGAGCACCAAGAGCUGCCUGGCGAGACCCCGGGGCUGGGAGCGAGGGCUCACCAGUCUGACGCCAGCCACAAACCGCACAUGUAUUUAUUAGCUGCUUGGGGUUGAGGGGUUCUCCGGGGGGGGUGGUGUCUUUAACCCUUUAGUUUUGUUUUUGCACAGAUUUUCAGAACUCUUGGAGCCAGCUCUGGCUGAGCAGUCAGGUUUCUUCUGCCUCUCGCUGCUUCUCCAGCCUUAACCCAGUCCCUGGCUCGGCACAAACAUCCCCCCGCUCCACAAAGGAGCCUGCCACGGUGCCAAGGGCCCCGGGGGUGCCGCCGGGUCGGGAGACAGCUUUUAGGGUGCUGCUGGGCUUGGUGCUAGGUGUGCUCCCCACUCCGGUGGGGGCAGAGUGCCUUUGGCCACUGCAGGGUGGGGGGAGCGUUCCUGUGGGACAACCUUGGGUUCUGAGGCCAGGGUGCUGGCAGCAGCAACACUGGGAGCAGAGGGUGGUGAGGAGGGAGUGGGGCAGGCAGUGGGACAGAUGCUGCUGUGAGCUUCUGCCCCCCAUCCUAAGUCCUCAAAAUGCCUGCUCCACAGCUGCCCCCCCCUCCCUCUAAGAGCUGGGCUGCCCUGCCCUAACAGAUCACUGUGUUCAUGCCAGCAAUAAACCCUCCGCAAGGUGCUGAGCACGGGUUUGGGCAACUGUGGUGCCACCGCGCAAGCCAUCAGCUCCUGGGGAUGGGGGUUGGUUCUAGGGCAGCAGCACAGAAGAGGGUUUAGGGGGAAGCCAGGGUGCCUCAAAAGCAGAGCACCCCAAAGCCAGAGCAAGCAGCUCCCUGGGCUGGUGUUACCCCUGUGUCCUCACCACCCUCCUUGGUGCGUGGGGGGAGCGGUGCCAGCAUUGCCAUGGGCAGGAACAGCUCUGGGGCUGGCAGUGGCCAGGGAACCUUUGUGCCUUGGAGCGGGGGGCUCGGAGGGCAGGGGGUGUCUGCCAGCUCCAGGCCCCCCAGCUCGUCUCACUGCGGCGGGGAUGGUGGCAUCAGACCGCGCGACGCUGUCUCCGUCCCUCACAGCCGCCCCCAUGGUCCUGCUGGUGCCCCUUGCAGGGCCAGGGUGUCUUUCCCGGCCUGGCAGCCUUGCUGCCUGCACCCUGCCUUCAGGCAGCUGCCUCUUCCUGGGGGGAGACAGCCAGACCAGCUCCCUCAGGGUGCUGGGUGUGCAGAAUUUGGUCUUUCUCCCUGUAAGAAGUGGUUGCAUUGCCCAGGGUGGUGGGCUGUCACCAUGUGCUUUCUCAGUGACAUCUGCCAGACCUUGGCUGGCACUGGGAGCAGUGGGACCCACCUGCAUCCCCCUGCCCGUCACCAUGGCCUCAGGGCUGCCCCCCGACUACGCGCAGGAGAGCGCAACUGUCCCCCGUGCAGGGACCCGGUGUCCCCGUGUCCCCCAACCAGCCCUGCUGCCAACACACCCAGCCUGCUGGGGACCUCCCAAGGCUCCCCAUGGGGGCUCCUGCAGCCUCCCCACGCCCCACCACGGCCAUACCCCGACCUGCGCCAGCUCCCCUCUGGGUGCAUUACCAACCAUCCCGUUCUUGCAGGAUGGGGAGGAGCCCCAAAACCCGCCCUGCUCUUUUUGGGGGGGGUGGGGGGGUCUUGCCUGCGUGGGGUACCCCCCAACUACCUCAGGCCUCCAGGCCUAGUUGGGGCUGGGGGGCUGCAAGGAGGUCACGGUGGUGGCAGGGGCUUGGGGGCAGUGGCACCACUCUUGGCCGAAACCACUUCUUUUUGUAUCUCGGCUGGGCACUGGCGGGGGGGAGUGUCCCCUGCGUGCUCCCUGGCUCUGGUGGCUGGUGUCGGGGACUGUGGGGGUGCCCUUCCACUGCAGGUUGGGUUGAUUUUUUUUUUUCAUUGUAUAAUAAUUACUACGUCGUGUGUUUUUGAUUUUUCAAUAAAGCCUUCAGCCCAGCC